Xenopus tropicalis (tropical clawed frog) is the source of this 1067-nucleotide messenger RNA. RefSeq names its product solute carrier family 7 member 4 (gene slc7a4). Lineage: Eukaryota; Metazoa; Chordata; Amphibia; Anura; Pipidae. Gene Ontology annotation, biological process: transmembrane transport. The record is from RefSeq and is marked validated. Gene Ontology annotation, molecular function: transmembrane transporter activity. Gene Ontology annotation, cellular component: membrane.
AACAUGGGGAGUCGACUACCGUCUGCUGCAACUCUUGUCCGGUUUUGUCAGAAGCUGAACAGAGUGAAGACUUUGGAGGAUGACUUAAUGGAAACUUCCUUGAAAAGAUGCCUUUCUACAAUUGACCUUACUCUUUUAGGUGUGGGUGGAAUGGUUGGUUCAGGUUUAUAUGUACUGACUGGCACAGUUGCCAAAGAGAUAGCAGGUCCAGCUGUCAUUAUAUCCUUCCUUAUUGCUGGGGUUGCUUCACUGCUAGCUGCUCUUUGCUACGCUGAAUUUGGUGCACGUGUGCCGAAAACAGGGUCAGCUUAUAUGUUUACGUAUGUUUCGGUUGGUGAAAUCUGGGCCUUUUUAAUUGGCUGGAAUGUCAUCCUGGAAUAUAUGAUUGGUGGAGCUGCAGUGGCAAGAGCCUGGAGUGGGUACCUGGACUCAAUGUUUGACCACAAAAUUAAGAACUAUACAGAAACACAUGUUGGCAGUUGGAAUGUCCAGUUUCUAGCACACUAUCCUGACUUCUUAGCUGCUGGGAUUUUGCUGGUUGCCACAGCAUUUAUUUCUUUUGGUGUCAGAGUAUCCUCGUGGCUUAACCACAUUUUUGCUGGCAUAAGUAUGGGGAUUAUCUUAUUUAUUCUGAUCUUUGGAUUCAUUCUCGCAGAACCCAAGAACUGGGGUCCUGAAAAUGGGGGAUUUGCCCCUUUUGGCUUCUCUGGCAUUAUGUCUGGCACUGCUACCUGCUUUUAUGCCUUUGUUGGUUUUGAUGUGAUAGCGGCCUCCAGUGAAGAAGCCAAGAAUCCUCAAAAAGCAGUUCCUAUUGCAACAGCCGUCUCAUUAGGUCUCGCUACAGCCGCCUACUUCUUGGUGUCCACAGUAUUAACAUUGAUGGUACCUUGGAAUACACUUGUACCGGACUCUGCUCUUUCUGAUGCAUUUUAUAGACGGGGCUAUUCAUGGGCCGGGUUCAUUGUGGCUGCUGGUUCCAUUUGUGGUAGGUUUAAUAACAUUUUCUGUUUAACAUAAUGUAUUACUUUUUGCAUGUGCUUCCUAAUAAAGAAAUGCAGUAAAUGCCU